AGCGCCGGCAGCGCGGAGCUCGGUGCGGGGCAGCGCCGGCCGGCCCCGCGGCGCCCGCACCCCGCAGAAGCCCUGGGCCCCGCUGUCGAAAUAGCAUGGGAGAGCCCCUGCCCGGGCAUGGGCAGUGCUGAGGAGCUGGAGGCCCUGCAGCGCCUGGGCCAACAGCCUGCCCCCGAGGCCACGUGCCAGCCCAGCGCCCCGGGCUGCCAGCCGGCGGGCGAGGCCCUGCACCGCGCCCACUGCAGCACGGGGGAAACGGCCAUGAGGAACUGCUGCGUGAAUGAGCGGGGGGUCCCGGACAGCCAGGAGAGUGGUGCCGGUGCGGGCAGCCCCAGCCCUGCGGGGAAGGCCCCGGCCCCAGACAGCUCCAGCCCCGUGGGGAAGGCCCCAGAGCCCUCGGAGGGGGGAGCUGCUGCCAGUGCCGCCACGGCGCUCCCAGGCUCUGGCGCAGGCACGAGGCUGUUGGAGAAGAGCGGUGAGAGCACGCUGGUGCCCGGGAACUGCUCAGGACAGGACGGCGAGGCAGCCCCUGUGGGGACAGCCAGCAGCCUGGCCGGCGUCUGCAGCCCCCCCGGGAGCACCAGCCCGAUGGAGCCUGCAGACGGGCCGUCUCCCCUCCCCGUGCUGGAGCCCUGCCUCAAGGCGCACGGCAAGGACUCGGGGAGCGCACCGGCCCCUCUGAAACAUGUGGCAUUUCUGGAGCCAGCCACGAGAGAUGCCUUGGCCGGCGGCACCGGGGCCGACAAGCCCUGCCCCACACCGUCGGCCCUGGGCCCCCCCCACAGCCUGCCGGAUCAGGCCCUGCCGAGCACAGAAGCCGCAUGCCCGCCCGAUGGUGUGGGGUUGCAGGGCGACUCCCAGGGCAGCGCCCAUGAGAAGGCACCAGCAUCUCCAGCCCAGCCUGAGGCCCAGCUGGGGCCCCCGGCUGAUGCUGUUGUGGGGAGCCCUGGGGACCCAGUGCCCUGCGCCCCCGCUCCACUGGUGAAGGAGCCUGCUCCGGGCAGCCCAGGAGAGGCACCGGGGCAAGCAGACGCAGCCCUGCCGGAGCAUGCGGGGCAGACGGGGCUCCCCUCCCCGCCCUGCCUCUCCGAGCCCAGCCCUGCCGGCAGCCCAAGCGCAGCGCUGGAGGCCUCCUCGGCCGUGGACCCGAAAACCGACGGGGCAGGCAAGGUGGGCGAGCCCCAGGCGGCUGCAGCAGGUGAGCCGUGGAGAGCGGACCGCGCUGGGGCGCUGCGGCCGGCACUGUCCAAGGGCUGCUCGUUCGAGGUCACGCCCCCGCCGCAGGACGCCGGGACACAGGACACCGCCACGCAAGUUGACAGCCGGGCAUCCCUGGUGUCCGUGGCCGUCAGCCCCAUCAACCCCCCGGGCAGCGCCUCGGCCUUCCCCUUCCAGACCCGGGGGCACCUCGUGUCAGUAGCCGUCAGCCCCAUCAACCCCCUGGACGGGGCCUCGGCUUUCCCUUUCCAGAGCCAGGGGACGGGCAGCACCGUGGCCCCGAGCAGCCCCGCCCCGGCCAAGAAGGAUGCAGAGAUGCAGGUGUCCAUGUCGGUGGAGACGCGGUCGGUGGCCACAGGGCCCAUGACGCCGGUGAGCAAGUCUCCCCAGGCUUCGUACCCCGAGGUGCGUGUGAAGGGGGCGGCCGAGGAGGCGCCCGAGCCCAUCCGGGAGGUGAGCUGGGACGAGAAGGGCAUGACGUGGGAGGUGUACGGCGCCGCCAUGGAGGUGGAGGUCCUGGGCAUGGCCAUCCAGAAACACCUGGAGAAGCAGAUCGAGGAGCACGGGCGGCAGAUGGUGCUCACGCCCCAGAGCACCCGCGCCAGCUCCAUCAAGGGGGCCCCGCGGGGCAAGGCCAAGGCCAAGCGUCCGCCCAGCGUCUUCCGGGCCCUGCUGCAGAACGUGCGGCGCCCGCGUUGCUGCUCCCGCGCUGGCCCGGCCGCCGAGUGAGCGGGGCGGCACCGCGGCCCGGGGUUUCUCAGGCCAGGGGGUGGGGAGCAGUGCGCAGGCUCCGCGGGCUUGGGCGCCGGUCCGGGAGCUGCGGGAGGGCCCAGCUGGGAGCAAGCAGGGACUGGGCUGCGAGGCGCGGGGGCCAGAUGCUGGGCUCCGGGCAGGCACCCCUGCUGCCCACGGCUCUGGGCCUGUGAGCGCUUCCUGCUGGCUCCCAGCUGGGCCAGGCUUGCCCUGCUCCCCUGGCCCGUGGGUCAGGGCUGCACAAGCUGCCAGGAGCCGGCCUCGGCCCUGCACGGGGCCUCGUGUCAGCAGCCCCCAGGAGGCUGCCGGCUCCAGCGAGCAGCUCGGCGCAGCCUCACCCAGCACCCAGUGCAGGGUCGCUGCUCCCCCUGGCCCUGCCGGAGCCCGGGCAGGAGUGCACAGCGAGAGCCCAGGCUGCCCAGCCCCUCCGGUGCCCGGCUGUUUUGCCACAAUGCAGCUGAGGGGCCGGGGCCUGGACUCUGGUGGCCUGUGCGGGGCAUCGGGGCAGAGCCCCAUGCUGCUGGCACGAGGGACCACGCUCCCAGGGGGUGGGGGGAGGGAGGAUCACACUGCAGUCACUUGCCUGAGAAACCCCGACUGCCUGGGGGGGCCUGUGCCCAGAGAGCGGGCGUGGGGGAUGUGUGUGCAUCUCCAUGCACAUGUCCCCAUGUGUGUGUGUCCCUGUGCACGUGCCCACAAGUGCACGUCCCCGUGCACAUAUCCCCAUGCGUGCAUGUCCCCGUGUGCCCGUCCCCCUGUACACGUCCCCAUGUGUGCAUGUGUCCCCAUGUGCACGUCCCCAUGCACAUGACCCCAUGCGUGCGUGUCCCUGUGUGCCUGUCUCCCUGUGCACACGUCCCCGUGUGUGUGUGGCCCUAUGUGCACAUUCCCAUGCACAUGUCCCCGUGCGUGUGUCCCCCUGUGCACAUCCUCAUGUACAGGCUCCUCUCUGCAGCGACAGCGGCUCUGCACGGGGGUGUCUGGUGCAGCCACUUUUUACAUGUGGGGUU
Alligator mississippiensis (American alligator) is the source of this 2981-nucleotide messenger RNA. RefSeq names its product G protein regulated inducer of neurite outgrowth 1 (gene GPRIN1). NCBI's taxonomy places the organism in Eukaryota, Metazoa, Chordata, Crocodylia, Alligatoridae. Bases 118 to 1947 code for a protein of 609 amino acids. The transcript is spliced from 2 exons. Gene Ontology annotation, cellular component: plasma membrane. The record is from RefSeq and is a predicted model, not a curated record. Gene Ontology annotation, biological process: neuron projection development.